AUGGCAAACGACGGUAACGGCGACAACAACAAUGACCCAUUACGCCAAUACUUGAUUAUCCCAAGAAUCAACCAACCACCGUCUCUGUUUCCUUUACCGGAACACAAUGACGUCACGAUUCCGAUGCCAAUGACUCCUUCUCAGUUCAAAAACCAAUUAAUCUUUGGUCCGUUCCCUCGUCCUCAAAAAAACUCAUCUCUUCCCGUCGACGUGCCUUCUCAAAACCCUUCUCCUUCAUCCUCUGCCACAACUUCCUUCUCCGAUUCAACAGACCUUCUCCUCCCACCUUCCGAGCCUAAUGUAGUACCGGUGCGGAAACCUAAACCGACUCACCAAUUCCACCGGUCUAAAACAGCUCCGGCUAUGGCUGCAAUCAACGAUCUUUCUCACCCAAAUGAUCAGAAAACAGAGCAAUCUGAUUCAAAAACAAUUGUAAGACAAGCUGUUGCUUUGCUUGUUGUGUAUCUUUCCUUAGGUGUUCUUAUCUAUUGGCUGAAUAGAGAUAACUACAAUGUGAGUAAGACUCAUCCUGUUGUUGAUGCUUUGUACUUUUGUAUUGUUACAAUGUGUACAAUUGGGUAUGGAGAUAUCACGCCGGAUAGUAUGGUGACGAAGCUGUUUUCGAUCUUGUUCGUGCUUGUUGGGUUUGGUUUUAUGGAUAUAUUGCUUAGUGGAAUGGUUACUUAUGUUCUUGAUCUUCAAGAAAACUAUAUGUUAGAAGCUGCGAGGAAUGAAAGCUUGGAUGACAGGGAGAAAGCAAGAUCGUAUAUAAUCGAUAUCAAGAAAGGGAGGAUGAGGAUUAGGUUGAAAGUUGGGUUGGCAUUAGGUGUUGUAGUGUUAUGCCUUGGAUUUGGAGUUUUGAUUAUGCAUUUUGUCGAAAAAAUCGGGUGGUUAGAUUCGUUUUAUUUCUCGGUUAUGUCGGUUACUACAGUUGGGUACGGUGAUCGGGCUUUUAAUACAUUACAUGGUAGGCUUCUUGCUGCGAUUUGGUUGCUUGUGUCUACUUUAGCUGUUGCUCGAGCGUUUUUGUAUUUGGCUGAAGCAAGAGUUGAUAAGAGGAAUAGAGAGAGGGCCAAGAAAGUGAUUGGUGAAAACAUGUCUAUCUCUCAGUUCUUUGCUGCGGAUAUCGACCACAAUGGCUGUGUUAGUAAAGCAGAGUAUGUGAUAUACAAGUUAAAGAAGAUGGAAAAAAUAACGGAUAAGGACAUUAACCCGAUUGGUAACCAGUUUGACAAGCUUGACAGAACCAAUAGUGGAAGGAUUACUCUAUUAGAUCUCUUGGAAACCAGCACUAAUGACUUAGCCACUGCAACUUCUGUUUAAGAAACACCACAUUACAACAUAUGAUUCAAAAAUUACAAUGAAAAGUCCACUGCAACUUCUGUUUUACAUCUUGUGUGUCUUGCCCUUUUCUUAUAAUAGAUUUGUGUCACCUUUUCUUCCAAGAUGAUG
This is a messenger RNA of Capsella rubella, 1452 nucleotides long. Its product is annotated as two-pore potassium channel 2. Gene Ontology annotation, biological process: potassium ion transmembrane transport; stabilization of membrane potential. The record is from RefSeq and is a predicted model, not a curated record. Gene Ontology annotation, molecular function: potassium ion leak channel activity. Lineage: Eukaryota; Viridiplantae; Streptophyta; Magnoliopsida; Brassicales; Brassicaceae. The transcript has 2 exons. The coding region runs from base 1 to 1323 and encodes 440 amino acids. Gene Ontology annotation, cellular component: plant-type vacuole membrane.